CGCCUUUUGGUGCUCGGAUAUGCUGCCCUUCAGUGAAAAUCCUGGUAGCAGGAAGUGAAAGAGAAACACUUUGGAGCUAUUACAGCAGCCUGUGGUCCGGAAAUUGAUGUCGAUGCUGCCUGACCUGCUAGGUAUUUCCAGCAUUUUCUGCUCUACAUAAAUACUGUACUGAACUUUAUGGCGUCUAUUCUCAAACAAGUGCUUUAAGAACUUGGAAGCUGUGCAGUAGAAAGUCAUCAUGAAUCUGCCCUGAAAACUUGUUAGUGGAAAAUAAACUUUGCAGAAACUAAACCCCUUUCAGCAAGCGGUCCCAGAAGCUACUUUCAAAUUGAAUCAAGCACUGCUACAAAAAGAUAAACGGCCUGGAGACUAUACAAUCCGAAUCCGGUCCGUCACAGUUCCGUCUGGCCAGAAUCGGCCAAUCAGGCACACCCACAGAACGGGCGUUUGAAUGGGGCAGAUAGUGCCCACAGAUGAUGGAAGCAUUCCCAAGUGCCUUCAAGAGAAGGAGGGACAAAAUUUGGAGGGUGGGUGAUAGUGAAGAAAAGGGGGCCAGUAAUGUAAUGAGCGAAGAGGACUGAAGAUUGUUGCCAUCUUAAUCUCUGGAAAAAGACAGAGGAUGCACAUAGCCAGUGUUACAGCAAAAUAAGCGUGGAAGCUGAUUUUGUAACACUUGGAUCCCUUUCAUAUAGAAAUGUGAACCUAUGAUGGAGAAACCUGACAGCCAGAGGGAGGUGGUGUUGCUGGCAUGUGGAUCAUUCAAUCCCAUCACUAACAUGCACCUGCGGAUGUUUGAAUUAGCUCGGGAUUAUCUUCAUGAAACAGGGAAGUACACAGUGAUAAAGGGCAUUAUAUCUCCAGUGGGUGAUGGAUACAAGAAGAAGGGCCUAAUAGAAGCAAAGCAUCGCCUGGCCAUGGUGAAAAAGGCCACAGAGAGCUCUGAGUGGGUGACAGUGAGUUCUUGGGAAAGUGAGCAAGAACAGUGGGUGGAGACUGCGAAAGUCCUCAGAUAUCAUUAUGAGAAUUUGGAGAACGUCAGUAACAAUGAGACGAGGAACACGGCACAACGCAGGAGGAGUAAGAAAAGGAAGAUAGAAGAAAAGGAUGACAAUUCACUCGAAACAAAAGAUGUUCCUGAGUUAAUGCUCCUCUGUGGGGCUGAUGUUGUGGAGUCUUUCAACACUCCAAACCUGUGGAAAAAGGAAGACAUCGAAGAGAUUGUGGGAAAAUUUGGCAUCGUGUGUAUCAGCCGACUCGGAAGCAACGUCGAAAAAUUUGUUUAUGAGUCUGACAUCAUCUGGAAGUUCAAGAAAAAUGUUCACCUGGUGACGGAAUGGAUUACCAACGAUGUCUCGGCCACAAAGGUGCGGCGAGCUUUGCGAAGGGGACAGAGUGUUAAAUAUGUGAUACCUGACUCAGUCAUUGAAUACAUUCAAAAGCAUAGUCUAUACAACCCAUGUAGUGAAGACAAGAACGCUAAUGUUGUUUUAGCACCUUUGCAACGUUACGCAAAAUGAUCAACCGGGAGCCCAUCAUCGCGUUAGACCGGACUAGAUUCUCUUUCAACUGAUCGCGCUCGUUAUCUUAAAUGCAUUUCUUUUCAGGUUUUCUAUAUUUGGCAGUUUGAUAUUUUUCCAUUGCCCUCAACACCCAUAUCAGGCCCUGAGGACAGGUUGGAUAUGACAGGUGAUGAGGAGUUUGUCUAAACAAUGAGUCUUAAGGCAAGGCCUAAAAAUGAAUGCUGGAACAUGUACCUGUAUUGUUUUAUGUCCAACUUUUCGUUAAGGUGCUGUCCAAAUUAUAUGCCUCAAAGCUCUUGUCAGAGAGAACUCUCUAUUGCACUGUAAUUGGUGCACCGACUGACUGUUAAAUAAAUUUUUUUCUUUUGGAGCCUGCUAA
Carcharodon carcharias (great white shark) is the source of this 1899-nucleotide messenger RNA. Its product is annotated as nicotinamide/nicotinic acid mononucleotide adenylyltransferase 1-like. Gene Ontology annotation, biological process: NAD+ biosynthetic process. The record is from RefSeq and is a predicted model, not a curated record. Gene Ontology annotation, molecular function: nicotinate-nucleotide adenylyltransferase activity; lipid binding; nicotinamide-nucleotide adenylyltransferase activity. The transcript has 6 exons. The coding region runs from base 705 to 1517 and encodes 270 amino acids. NCBI's taxonomy places the organism in Eukaryota, Metazoa, Chordata, Chondrichthyes, Lamniformes, Lamnidae.